CCCCCCCCCCGGGUAGCGGCCGCCGGCAUCCUCAGUGUGGGCAACGUGCUCAACUACCUGGACCGGUACACGGUGGCAGGUGUGUUACUAGACAUCCAGCAGCACUUUGGAGUUAAAGACAGCGGGGCUGGCUUGUUACAGACAGUUUUUAUCUGUAGUUUCAUGGUUGCAGCACCAAUCUUUGGUUACCUUGGUGACCGGUUCAACAGAAAGAUCAUUCUCAGCUGUGGGAUCUUCUUUUGGUCAGCUGUCACUUUUUCAAGCUCCUUCAUCACUGAGCAGUAUUUCUGGCUCCUGGUGCUCUCCCGGGGUCUGGUUGGCAUCGGUGAAGCAAGUUACUCCACUAUUGCACCAACCAUCAUAGGAGACCUGUUCACCAAAAACACCAGGACCCUUAUGCUGUCUGUGUUCUACUUUGCAAUUCCUCUGGGCAGUGGCUUGGGAUACAUCACUGGGUCGAGUGUGAAGCAGGUUGCUGGAGACUGGCACUGGGCACUGCGGGUAUCUCCACUCCUAGGAAUGAUAACAGGGACGCUCAUCUUGAUAUUUGUGCCUGCUGCCAAAAGAGGAAAUGCUGAACAACUUGGGGGGCAGCUGAAGGCUCGGACUUCAUGGCUGAGGGACAUGAAAGCAUUGAUUAGAAACCGCAGCUAUGUGUUCUCCUCCUUGGCCACCUCAGCUGUCUCCUUUGCCACGGGGGCACUGGGGAUGUGGAUCCCUCUGUAUCUUCACAGAGCACAGGUUGUGCAGAAGACAGCAGAGACCUGCAGCUCCCAGCCCUGUGGCACCAAAGACAGUCUGAUCUUUGGAGCAAUCACUUGCUUCACUGGGUUCCUGGGUGUGAUCACAGGGGCAGGAGCCACCAAGUGGUGCCGGUCCAAGACGCAGCGAGCCGAUCCCCUGGUGUGUGCUGUUGGAAUGCUGGGCUCAGCCAUCUUCAUCUGCCUCAUCUUCGUGGCUGCCAAGAGCAGCAUCGUGGGAGCCUAUAUUUGCAUUUUUAUCGGAGAAACUCUUCUGUUUUCAAACUGGGCUAUCACAGCAGACAUACUAAUGUACGUGGUCAUUCCAACUCGCCGUGCGACCGCCGUGGCCUUGCAGAGUUUCACUUCACACCUCCUGGGAGAUGCUGGCAGUCCUUAUCUCAUUGGAUUUAUCUCCGACCUGAUCCGACAGAGCACCAAGGAGUCCCCAGUGUGGGAGUUCCUCAGCCUGGGAUACGCGCUGAUGCUCUGCCCGUUUGUCGUUGUCCUGGGAGGGAUGUUCUUCCUGGCCACUGCCCUCUUCUUCCUAAGUGACCGGGCCAAAGCUGAGCAACAGGUGAAUCAGCUUGUGAUGCCACCAGCCUCUGUGAAGGUCUGAGACGCUGCCAGUGAAGGCAAUGACAGUGGACUCCUGCUCCCACCAUGCCAGUGUCUGUCUCGAAGCCCUUCUGUUCUGGAUAGCAGUGGAUCCUUCGGCUCCACGUCCCAGAGGGGUUCUCUGGCACCAAAUCCAUGGCUCCAGCCUGCAGGGUCAGGCACCAGGAGAUGAGCAGGGAAUGUGGCAACUUCUGGAACACAAGGACAUUCACAGGGUCCCCAAGCAUGGAAACCAGCUGUCCACUGGACCCAGAAAAAGCUGCCCAAGUGAGCAACUGUAGAUUGUGUAAAUGGUUUUAGAUGUAGCCAAUGAAGUCCACACUGUUUGUAGGGCAGCUGGUGUCCUAUGGAAUGCUGCUGCUCUGCCAGCACUCCCACUCCCACAGACUGCACUAG
Messenger RNA from Ficedula albicollis (Collared flycatcher), 1754 nucleotides. RefSeq names its product protein spinster homolog 2. Gene Ontology annotation, cellular component: membrane. Gene Ontology annotation, molecular function: transmembrane transporter activity; sphingolipid intramembrane carrier activity. The record is from RefSeq and is a predicted model, not a curated record. The transcript is spliced from 13 exons. The annotation marks the transcript as partial. Lineage: Eukaryota; Metazoa; Chordata; Aves; Passeriformes; Muscicapidae. Gene Ontology annotation, biological process: sphingosine-1-phosphate receptor signaling pathway; lipid transport; transmembrane transport.